AUGGAAGGAGGAGGAGGAAGCUUUGGGCAUGUGAAUUUCCAUAAUCACCCUUCUCAUCCAUUUCUACCAUCACCCAUAGAUAGGUUCUUGUGGAAUCAUCAACAAGCCCUAAAUGUGGAAGAUGAAGGCCAAAUUUGUCCCCCAGAGAAUGGGGUUUAUGAUUUUCCUCCACCUGCUUCUUCUCUUCAUGGCCAUGCACCCUCUUGGCCAAGCCUCCCAGAAGCAAGCUUUGUAGAUGCUCAUCAUGGCCAAACUAUCAGACAAGAACUCAGAUCACUCAUCAAUGAUGCUAAAGUAGUAGAUGCUGGAAAAAGGGCUAAUAUUGAUCAUGGUUCAGGCUCCUCUUCUUCUUCAACCCUAAUCAAGGGUCAGUGGAGUGAAGAAGAAGACAGGAUUUUGAUGAGGUUGGUUAAGCAGUUUGGGAUGAGAAAAUGGUCGCAGAUUGCCGAGAACAUGGUCGGUCGAGCCGGAAAACAAUGUCGUGAGAGGUGGCACAAUCAUUUGCGUCCUGAUAUUAAGAAAGAUGGAUGGAGUGAGGAAGAAGAGAGGUUGUUAGUGGAGGAACACGAGAAGCUUGGGAACAAAUGGGCUGAGAUCGCGAAAAGGAUCCCCGGAAGGACCGAAAACGCGAUCAAGAAUCAUUGGAACGCCACCAAAAGAAGGCAGAAUUCCAGGAGAAAGUGCAAUAAUAAUAACAGGAAACAAAACAACAAUAAUGGAAAAGGUGUUGUUUCUGCAUCGUCCAAGAAAACUAGAUCCACCGUCCUUCAAGAUUACAUUAUCGCAAAGUGUUUCAACGUCGUCGUCGACACUCCUCCUCCUCCCUCCGGCGGAAUAAUCAAUAGUGUUUCAGAGGACCCUUCGAUCCAAUUUGGCUCCGACGGCGCCGGCGGCUCUUCUGCCUCCUUGCUCACUCACCCCACCACACACGACGAGGAGAUGAACUUCAUGGAAGCCUUGUUUGGGAAAACCACUCCCAAGACUAAUAACAACGUUGUCAACACUACUACUACUCCACUGCAACGUUGUCCUGAUCGCUGCCUGUCAAACUUUUUGGAUGGGCCCACACCUCCUUCUUCAUCUUCAUCUAACGGCGGGGAGCUCUUUGUGCGUAGUUAUCAUGGCGGACGAAGGAAUAAUGCAUCCAAGGAUAUUGAUCUAAUGGAGUUGGUCUUUCCUUCUUCUCAUCAUUAA
Messenger RNA from Ipomoea triloba (trilobed morning glory), 1194 nucleotides. Its product is annotated as transcription factor MYB119-like. Gene Ontology annotation, cellular component: nucleus. Gene Ontology annotation, biological process: regulation of DNA-templated transcription. The coding region runs from base 1 to 1194 and encodes 397 amino acids. The record is from RefSeq and is a predicted model, not a curated record. Gene Ontology annotation, molecular function: DNA-binding transcription factor activity, RNA polymerase II-specific; RNA polymerase II cis-regulatory region sequence-specific DNA binding. The transcript is spliced from 3 exons. Lineage: Eukaryota; Viridiplantae; Streptophyta; Magnoliopsida; Solanales; Convolvulaceae.